UUCAGGUGAAUUGAAAGAUGCAGCCGCAUGUAGCCGUGAUUUGUGCGAUGGCUGCCCUGCUCUGUCUCCUCACACAACCCACCAACUGCGAUGACGUCAUCAUUCAGAAGAGGGUAGACGAUUCAGACUUGGCUGCUAUAUUCGAUCCCAAAAGGAAGAAACCAUUCUGCAAUGCUUUCACAGGAUGCGGCCGUAAACGAUCGGACGAAUCAAUGGCGACUCUCGUGGAUCUGAACUCUGAGCCGGCCGUUGAAGAGCUGAGUCGACAAAUUCUUUCCGAAGCCAAACUGUGGGAAGCAAUCCAGGAGGCAAGGCAGGAGCUAUUGAGGAGACGUCAGCAGGAAGGAAAGCUGCCACCCAUUCCCUACACUCUGACAGGCAUGAGAAGGAAGAAACGAUCUCCUGAGGCACCACUCACAAACUGAAUUUAAAUUAAUUAUUUUAAAUUAAAAUUGUUCUCUUUCUACACUCACUGUCUUAGAAAGUAGUUGUCCGAAUAAAAAGUUUCAAUGUCA
This is a messenger RNA of Nilaparvata lugens (brown planthopper), 515 nucleotides long. RefSeq names its product cardioactive peptide (gene CCAP). The record is from RefSeq and is a predicted model, not a curated record. The coding region runs from base 18 to 425 and encodes 135 amino acids. The transcript is spliced from 4 exons. NCBI's taxonomy places the organism in Eukaryota, Metazoa, Arthropoda, Insecta, Hemiptera, Delphacidae.